AUGAUAAGCUUUGUCCUCGAUAUGAAUAAAGCUGUCAUAUUAUCAGAAAUCCGAGUGGCUGCUGGAGGCUCACCUGUAACUAUCCCAAUUGACUCUGUUGUGAAAAAGUCUGAUUUCUUUGGUACGGUGUCCGCGUCUUUCGACGCGCAUGAAAUCCCAGCUCGGUGGUACAUAAGUAUACAAUCUGGGCGUAAAGUUAUCUUAAGGCUUGUGAAUAAAAUAUGCUUGCAAACCACGGCGAUUGCUCGAAACCUGCCAAAGUGCACUUUCUACGCACGGCGAGAUGUUAGCCAUAGUUGCUUGGAACAUCAGAAUGCUUAUGGACUUUGCAAGCAAAAUACACGCCUUUUCUAA
Dracunculus medinensis (Guinea worm) is the source of this 354-nucleotide messenger RNA. Lineage: Eukaryota; Metazoa; Nematoda; Chromadorea; Rhabditida; Dracunculidae. The record is from the annotation of a GenBank genome assembly.